Suncus etruscus (white-toothed pygmy shrew) is the source of this 1515-nucleotide messenger RNA. RefSeq names its product protein kinase AMP-activated non-catalytic subunit gamma 3 (gene PRKAG3). The record is from RefSeq and is a predicted model, not a curated record. The transcript is spliced from 13 exons. NCBI's taxonomy places the organism in Eukaryota, Metazoa, Chordata, Mammalia, Eulipotyphla, Soricidae. The coding region runs from base 1 to 1515 and encodes 504 amino acids.
AUGGAGCCCGAGCUGGAGCACACCAUGCCUGGGACCCCCUCCUGGAGCAGCCUUGGGGGACCAGAGCAUCCAGCAGCUCAGCAGGCUCCAUUCUCCCUCCCUGAGACAAGCUUCCUGGAGCAAGGGGAGAACAAUUCCUGGUCAUCUCUGGUCAGAGCCACCACCUCAGGCAGAAGCUAUGGGAAACGGGGAGCCAGGGCCUCCAGGUGGAAGAGACAAGAGGCUGUGGAGGAAGAUGAGCUGCCAGAUCUGGGGGAUGGUGUCCCUACCGGGCCAGCUGCUGAGUCCACUGAGCUAAAAGCCAAGUGUCCUGAGGCCACAUCUCUUGAGGCCACGCCCUUGACCCUAGCUGCACAUCCUGCGGCCAGGGUGACCAUCCCACCCACAGAGUGGGCCUUCCUGCCUGCUACCUGGACAACCUCACUGGCCAGCUCCAGCAUCGACAGUAUGGGCCUGGACUUCCCGGUUACAAAUGUGUGGGGCGAUGAGCUGGACAACCUGGCAGAGGAAAGGCUGGCAUGGGGCCUGGGCCCGCAGGCCCCUUUGCCCAGACUAAGCUGGGAGGACGAGAUGCAGAAGCCAGAAGCACAGGUGUACAUGCACUUCAUGCAGGAGCACAACUGUUACGACGCCAUGGCCACCAGUUCCAAGCUGGUCAUCUUUGACACUGGACUGGAGAUCAAAAAGGCCUUCUUUGCCAUGGUGGCCAAUGGCGUCCGGGCAGCUCCGCUGUGGGACAACAAGAAACAGAGCUUUGUGGGGAUGCUGACCAUCACAGACUUCAUCUUGGUGCUGCAUCGCUACUACAGAUCACCCCUGGUCCAGAUCUAUGAGAUUGAAGAACAUAAGAUUGAGACUUGGAGGGAGAUCUACCUACAAGGUUGCUUCAAGCCUCUGGUCUCCAUCUCUCCCAAUGACAGCCUGUUUGAAGCUGUCUAUACCCUCAUCAAGAAUCGGAUCCACCGCCUGCCUGUCCUGGACCCAGUCUCGGGCACUGUGCUUUACAUCCUCACACACAAGCGGUUGCUGAAAUUUCUACACAUUUUUGGUGCACUGCUGCCCCGGCCCUCCUUCCUCUCUCGCACCAUCCAGGAUCUAGGCAUUGGCACAUUCCGAAACUUGGCAGUGGUGUUGGAAACAGCACCCAUACUCACUGCGCUGGAUAUUUUUGUGGACCGUCGUGUGUCUGCACUGCCCGUGGUCAACGAAGCUGGUCAGGUCGUUGGCCUUUAUUCCCGCUUUGAUGUGAUUCACCUGGCAGCUCAGCAAACCUACAACCACCUAGACAUGAGUGUGGGAGAUGCGCUGAGGCAGAGGACGCUGUGUCUGGAGGGGGUUCUUUCCUGCCAGCCCCACGAAAGCCUGGGGGAAGUCAUUGAACGCAUUGCCAAGGAGCAGGUACACCGGUUGGUACUAGUGGACGAGAACCAACAUCUUCUGGGCGUGGUGUCCCUCUCUGACAUCCUACAAGCACUGGUGCUCAGCCCUGCUGGCAUUGACGCCCUUGGUGCCUGA